AUGGCCAUUCCAGUCGCUCUUUUUAAUUUUGUGCUUUUCUCUUGCUCGCAGAUUCCCCGGAAUAAUGUUGCAACAGUUCAGCUGGGUGCCACCGUCCUCGAGGGUGUCAGCCGUCUUCGAAACUCCCUCAUCGACGGGGACGUUCUGGUCUACAACCUCAACUACGGCUUCACCUGCCACCAAUUGGGCAACGGCUGCAUCGCAGUUCAACUCUCCCAACCCUUCCUCGUCUCCUCGAUGCGGUCAGUGCCCAACAUCAGCAGUAGCCCCCCAACCCGCUUAGUCGCCCUCACCUUUUUGGGAUUAGUGCAUUCUGAUUGGUUUACAAACGUUAAGAAUGCUGAUCUUGUUUGCGGUAAAUGGAUUACGGCGACGUGA
Messenger RNA from Dibothriocephalus latus, 378 nucleotides. The record is from the annotation of a GenBank genome assembly. Lineage: Eukaryota; Metazoa; Platyhelminthes; Cestoda; Diphyllobothriidea; Diphyllobothriidae.